AUGGCUCCAAACUUUUCCAUCACUUCUCUUGUUGGCUCGGGCAAGGAGAAAAAGUUGAGUUCCUCCGUUGCCCAAAUAUUUGAGAGCAAGAACACAAACAGAUUCGCCACCAUGCCAAACCUCACCGACACCGAGGUUGCCCGCUCCAUGGACCUCCUGCUCAAGGUGGAAGGCCAUUCGGAGACCAUGGCCAUGAGUGACGGCGAGUUCAUCACGUCCAAGAAACGGUCCGUCGGUGGCCACGACUGGGCGGUCCACUUGCGUCCCAAGGAUCACUGGGCUGGCCGCCAUCGGCCGGUGACGCUCAAGCUCGUCUUGCUCUCCGAAGCGCGCGGUGGUGAUGUCAAGGCCAAGCUCAGCUGCCACCUGGUUGAUCCGGCCGGGAGGCUGGAGCCGUCGGAGAAGAAGAGCAUAUCGCACAAGUUCUGCAAGUCCGGGGAUUUCUUUGGUCCACUCGAGGUGACGGCAAGAGACGAUCUGGUGGCGUCUGGCUACCUGGCGGAUGAUUCCUACACCGUGCAGUGCCGCAUCACCGUCGACAUGACGGCGACCACGGUAGCGCUAGCUGAGCAGCAUGGCUGCGAUGACGGGGCAGUUUCAAACAUGGAGAUCGCCUAA
Molecule: messenger RNA, 618 nt
Organism: Miscanthus lutarioriparius
Lineage: Eukaryota; Viridiplantae; Streptophyta; Magnoliopsida; Poales; Poaceae
Source: the annotation of a GenBank genome assembly